CUGGAAUCAGGGCUGGGGGCCCUCGCCGGGCCCCGGGACCGUCCAAGAACGACUCGGUACGAGAAGCAGGUCUUGGAGAAGGGAUCGAGACCUGCGGGGGCCCACGUCGAGAGCAGAUCACGACGUCGGGGGUCCAGGUCUGGGGGCACGAGCACAUGCUGUACUCUGGCGGGGGCUGGGUCAACUCCACGCACGUGCAGGCCUUCACGGCGUCGGCGCGGUCGAUGCUGGGGCCGCGGAACGGAAAGGCCUCGCAGGAGCGGCGCUUGCUGCUGACCGAGCGGGGCAGGAACUCGUCGUGGGGCAGGUGGAUCGACAAUUUCGCCGCCGUGCGGCUGGAGGCCGAGCGGUGGGCGGCUGGCAGCGGAGUGGUGGACCGCGUGGAGGUGUCCGAUUUUGCGCAGCUGCCGCUGGCCGAGCAGCUGGGGCAAGCCGCCGGCCUGCGCAUCCUCUUCGGCGCCCACGGCGACGGGCUCACCUGGGGCGCCUUCAUGGAGCCCGGCGGGGCCGUCUUGGAGGUGGUGCCCGCCAGGCGGCAGGGCUUCCAGGUCUGCGAGGAGGGCGCCAACAGGAACCCGCGGGGCAUCUUCGGCGGCGUGGCGCGGCUGGCGGGGCAGGCGCACGUUUGCUUCGUGAGCCCCGAGUCGAAGGUGCUCCCCUUCGAGAGCUUCGAGAAGGACGCGUGGCAGUGGGGCUGCCCGCGGCGGCCACCAAGGGAGCUGCGGCGAGGGGGGGGGGCGGCCGUGCAAGCAUGAAGUCGGGCCUGUCCCUCUGCAGGAGGAAUGUGUUCAAAGGCAG
Molecule: messenger RNA, 798 nt
Organism: Prorocentrum cordatum
Lineage: Eukaryota; Dinophyceae; Prorocentrales; Prorocentraceae
Source: the annotation of a GenBank genome assembly